Molecule: messenger RNA, 1838 nt
Organism: Photinus pyralis (common eastern firefly)
Lineage: Eukaryota; Metazoa; Arthropoda; Insecta; Coleoptera; Lampyridae
Product: chaoptin-like
Exons: 2
Coding region: 53-1804 (583 amino acids)
Molecular function (GO): protein binding
Source: RefSeq, a predicted model, not a curated record
UCAAAAACGCCAUCAGUCAAAGCUUCGAGCAGUUAGUGAUCGAACAGGGAGUAUGGAAACAAUCAAUCUUUUGUCAGUUUUUGGUUGCCUCUGCGUGCAGAAAAUUUGGGCCAGCAACUGCUACCAAGAGAUGAACUACGAGAAAUUGUAUGGCUAUAAAUAUGACAUCAAUUGCAACUACCUCAACGACACCAACAUAGAAGAGCUGCAAGAAAUUAUAGUAAAAACCAAAGUGAAGCUAACCAUCACCAACUCAAACUUAUCGAACAUAACCUCAAAGUUUUUCAAAAACAUUAUCAACACCAAAGAGUUAAUCAUAAACUCGUCCGCAAUUCCGCUAAGCGGAAAACUUUUCACGCACUUAGACCGCUUAGACGUGCUCAUCCUCAACAAUAACUCAAUGGAAGAAUUACCUCAAGGCUUUUUCGACGGCCCGCAAAACCUGCGCGUGCUCAAACUGAGUUACAACGGUCUCGGUCGCCUACCGAACAACACCUUCACAGAGAUACAUCUGCAGGAGCUCGACUUGAGCCACAAUCGCUUCGUCGACUUGUCCCUCCCUUGCGAGCUGCAGCAGCUGACCUACCUCGAUUUAAGUCACAAUCAAAUCGCGAACCUGCGGAAUUUGUCUCCUCCCUGCACUCCACUCCUAAAAGUGCUGGACCUCUCCCACAAUAGGCUCGUGGACCUGAAUCCUCUCCGCGAACUGAGAUACCUGCAAAAAAUCGACCUCUCCCACAACCUACUCGAAGACAUCGGCGAUGGAGUGACCGACCUGGAGAACCUCAAGCAGGUGAACCUUGCGGGAAACUUACUCCGAAACGUCAACUUCCGGAACUCUUCUUCCAUAACGGUACUAAACCUAGCCAAUAAUUCCCUUACCGGAAUCGAUUCGUCCAAUCUGGUGCUGCUGGAGGAGUUAAACUUGGAAAUGAACCAGUUAACUGAAAUUCCACCGUCGCUCUCGGACGCGCUGAAAAAAAUCGACCUUUCGCACAAUCCCCUGGCUUUCAAUCGGGAGCUCCGACGAUUUCCGAACUUGGUCAAUCUGCGACUAAGCGAUUGCGGCAUCGGCAAGCUCGAGCGCCAGCUGGACGGGCUAGACUCGCUCGAAGUGCUCGAUCUGUCCCGCAACCUUGUCGAUCUUCGGGAGGCCUCACUCAAGCUGGGGAGGUUGAACGUGUUGGAUUUGAGCGCGAACUCGCUGAGAUCGCUGCUCGUUUUGGAGUUGAAGAGCUUGGUGCGGUUGAAUUUGUCUUGGAACUCUUUGGAGGGAUUAGAGGGUGAGGUUUUUGUUGGUUGCCCCAGGAUCGCCGUGCUGGAUCUGUCGCACAAUCACCUGGAGUCACUCGACGACAGUGUCCUAAGGCCACUCGAAGGAUUGAGCGAAGUGCAUUUGGAGUAUAACAGACUUGCGUAUUUGGCGUACGGAGGUAUCCUGGCGGUGCAUAAGAGUUUGCGCUUCCUCGGCAUUGGAGACAACCGGUUCUCGUGCCAGUUCCUAUCUUCAAUGGUAUACCACUUUGGAGUAAACAACAUCGAAUUUGGCGAGACCGCGAACGACUACAGCGAAAAUGUCGCAGGAAUUCACUGCCACGAGGUUAGGUCCGUUGAUUCUGAUACUCGCAGUGAGAAUCUUACGAUAUCGGACACUUUGAUAUUUGUGAUAGCGUCUGUGAUUUUAGGGUUACUCGCGGUGAUUGUUUUGGUACUGUAUAAAAUAUCGGUGUUUGUGCGCAGGCGUGCGAAUAUUGACGAGGUUGAGUUGAUUGACAGACGAUUUAAGUUAAGAAAUUAUUUAUAAAGCUAUUUUUACCAAAUAAAACUUUUAUGGCCGA